Molecule: messenger RNA, 2112 nt
Organism: Daphnia magna
Lineage: Eukaryota; Metazoa; Arthropoda; Branchiopoda; Diplostraca; Daphniidae
Exons: 1
Coding region: 1-2112 (703 amino acids)
Source: RefSeq, a predicted model, not a curated record
AUGGAGAUCCGAAGUCGUUACCCUCAUUUCAAAGACGUAAAACUGGUUUAUGUUGGAGAACCAACCAUCCUUAUUGGAGCGGGAAACCAAUGGCUACACUUACGUCUCGAUGAAAGACUACCUCCUGUUGGAACCGACGCUCCCUUUGGUUUAUUGACGCCAUUUGGUUGGACUUGCGUUGGCGAUCUAACAUUAGGGACGCAGCAGCAUGAUUCAACGGUUUGUCGUUCAAACAAACCACUGAUGUCGGUGCAAAAACUCUGCUACCUUGUACAAGAAUCACCGACGGAAGCACUACUUUUACGUCAAGUCGAGAAAUUGUGGGAAACGGAAAGCUUUCCAAUUGUAACUCCGGUUCAACCACUAGAAUUAACCGAGGAUAAACUAGCGAUGAAGAAAUUCGAUGCAACUAUUCAAUUCGACGGAACCAGGUAUGAAGUAGGUCUACCAUGGGUUUCAGAAGAUAUCGCAUUACCCGACAAUUACAAUAGUGCAUUGCGUCGACUUUUCUCUAUCGAAAACAAAUUUGUUCACAAUUCUAAUUUUGCUGAGAGAUACAAAGCCGUAAUCGAUGACUAUUUGGAAAAGGGAUUCGCGCGGCCUCUCAAAGAAAGUAAAUUGAAGGGCACUUUUGGGAGAAAGUGCUACCUUCCCCAUCAUGGAGUCGUAAAUCCUCGAAAACCCGAAAAGGUUAGGGUGGUCUUCGACGCUUCGGCAAACUUUCAAGGAGUUGCGCUCAACGAAGUGCUCUUAAAGGGUCCCAAUCUCAUCAAUGACAUAGGUGCUACCCUUCUACUCUUCAGAGAAAAGUCGGUGUCCCUAUCUGGGGAUAUUCAACAAAUGUUUCUUCAAGUUGGCGUGAAGAAAGAAGACCGUUCCGCCCUACGAUUUCUAUGGCGUCUACCUGGCUCUCGAAAAAGACCCACCGUAUAUGAAAUGCAGCGACAAAUCUUUGGAUCAGUUUCAUCCCCUUUCAUCUGCUCCCAAGUCCUUCGACAUAUUGCUGACCUACAUCGUGAAGAAUUUCCUGAAGCUGCUGAACGAUUCUACAAGAACUUCUAUGUAAAUAACCAUCUGGAUUCUUUUUACACCGAAGAGGAAGCUAGUCGUGUGGUCAAAGAUUCUACAGCAUUGCUAAAAAAGGGAGGAUUCCACCUGAACCAAUUGCUCUCUUCAUCUCGACGGGUAUUGUCAUGUGUACCAGAAGGUGAUCGUAAUCAGCCUCGCCUGAAUUUGGAUCUAGAGGAUUUGCCCGCGGAGAGAACCUUAGGGGUUUUAUAUGACAGCAAAAGUGACAGCUUCAUCUUUGAUGUUAAAACCGACGUCGAAGCGAGUACUAAGCGUCGGAUCUUGAGUGCUGUGUCUACCUUGUAUGACCCACUGGGGUUUUUAUCACCAGUGAUCCUUAGCGCCAAAAGAAUUCUACAAGAAUUGUGGCCUGUCGGUGUUGACUGGGAUGACCAAGUUCCCGAAGUAAUUCAACACCAGUGGAACAAGUGGACUACUAAUCUUAGCCAGCUCGAAGCGUUCAAGAUCCCGCGAGCUCUAAAUUCGUCUAGUGACAUCCAAGACAUUCAGCUGCAUGCCUUUUGCGAUGCAUCCACCGUUGGGUUUGGCUCUGUGGUAUAUCUACGAGUAACCUAUCGCAACAAUAUCGUCGCCGUAAAUUUCGUUACAUCAAAGUCCCGCGUGGCACCCCUUCUUCCGCUGACCGUUCCGAAAUUAGAACUCCAAGGAGCAGUUGUGGCACUACGCCUUGUGAAGUUCGUCCAAUCGACCCUUCGUAUCCCCAUCAAUCAAAUCAUCUAUUGGUCUGACUCUAAAACUGUCUUUCAGUGGAUAGCCUCAAAGACAUGUCGCUUUCAGACGUUCGUCGCAAAUCGAAUAUCCGAAAUCUUAGAGCAUUCUCAACCAUCUGAAUGGAGACAUGUCCCAGGUAUCGAAAAUCCAGCUGAUGAGUGCAGCAGAGGACUUUUUCCUGAUGAGAUGAUGGAGAAUUACCGUUGGGUUAAUGGCCCAGACUUCUUGCAGCAAGAAGAAAACGCCUGGCCGAUAAGCAUUAAACUUCCCGAACCUUCUGUCAAAAAUCCAGAGGUAUCAGCCACCAACUGA